AUGACAGUCGAAAGACUUGCCUUCAUCUGCCUCUGCAGCCCGUCGGCACCACCUUGUCCUCCUUCAACCCUAGCUCUAACCUGGAAAUUCCCAAAUCAAAUCCUGAGCCCUCCUCUAAAUCUCUCGCCGAGGAGCAGAAGCCAAUACGGGGAUUGGGUCAAAGCAGUAGAUAGAGGGAUAUCGGUGGAUUAUCAGUCUCCAAGUAAAGAGGCAUCAUCAAAAGAUAAUCAGAAUCAUAGCACCCAAUUUACUGAACAACAGGAGGAUCCAGCACAGAAUCUUAGAGAAUCCACUAGCAAAGAAGACAGUCAGGCUAGAGGAUCCAAUGAACCUGCUCUCCACAAGAGGCAAAUACUGGCUAUGGUGGAGUUCUCUACAUCUGCAGUACAAGGGGAGAAAGAAGUGCAACCAUCAGUAGAAACUGGUGUAGAGCAGCAAGCUCUGAUGCAAAUAGAGGAAGCAGAUACCAUAGGAGAACAACACCAAUCCAGUCCAAUCAAUCAGCAAAUGGUGGAGUUCAAACAUCCUGAGAACCUCACACUUACACUCAGAAAGACAUGGAGGAGAAAAGCAGUAAAAGAUGGGAGGUUAAUUAGAAGCUCAACAUCCAUGGAGACAGAACCAAUGCAGAUGGGACAAAAACGACCCCAACCUGAGGAGCAAUUCGUCGCCGGGACCAUCUGUGCGGGAUUCCUCUGUCCGGGCAAGGAUUCUUCCAGCGAGCAGCCCUCCGUUCACGUGUUGCAGGGGAGGCUCGAGCACCUCUUUUCCCGAUCAGUAGUGGCGUCAUUUGCACAGUCGACUCCCGACCAGCCUGGGAGGAAACCACUAUGCUAUUUAUGGCAAGACUAG
This is a messenger RNA of Striga asiatica, 852 nucleotides long. Lineage: Eukaryota; Viridiplantae; Streptophyta; Magnoliopsida; Lamiales; Orobanchaceae. The record is from the annotation of a GenBank genome assembly.